AGGCAACAACUACCGCUAUUAAUAUAUACACAGCGGAUUCCUUCUCAUCGGACUUUCAUAACAGCUUUGCUUUCUCUGCUAGUAAAGCCUCUCUUGUACCUGUCUCGAAUCUCAAUCCAGGUAUAUAUCUUCCCCUCAUCUCGACUCCUUGGAGAACAUCUUCGAACAAAACAUGAAGGACGACACAGAUUUAGCUUCCUCUUCUCCUCCCACAAUGCCCAACAUAAAACCAGAAGAAGAAAAUGAUAGAGAGUAAGGAGCAUUCCUUCUUGUGGAUGUAACUAAGAGCAGUUCACGACUCGAUGGAGGGAAAUUGCGAGAGGGAAGAGCAUGCUCUGGAGAAGCACGUUGCCUUCUUUGACAGGAACCACGACGGCCUCGUUUAUCCUUGGGAGACAUACGAAGGUUUUCGGGCAAUUGGCUGCGGAAUUCCGUUGUCAGCCAUCAGUGCGAUCCUCAUCAACCUUGCUCUUAGCCACAAAACUCGCCCGGAGCAGGGGAAAUUUCCAUCCUUACUUUUCCCGAUAGAGGUCGCGAACAUCCACAAAGCCAAACACGGGAGUGAUUCUGGAGUAUACGACUCCAAAGGAAGGUUUGUACCUGAGAAGUUUGAAGCAAUCUUCCGCAGGCAUGCACGGACUCAUCCAGAUGCGUUGACGUCAGAUGAGCUGCUAGAGAUGCUGAGGUCUAAUAGGGAGCCUAAAGACUACAAAGGAUGGGUUGCUAGUUGGUCAGAGUGGCAGGUGCUGUACUAUCUAUGCAAGGACAAUAAGGGUCUACUGCCCAAGGGAACCAUCCAUGGCGUUUAUGACGGUUCCCUAUUCGAGCGUAUGGCGAAGGAGAGAGAGUCGAGCACAAAGAAAUCAUAAUUUGGCUUCUGUUUCUCUUAUUGUUGCACGAAAAAGUUCCUACGACAUUCUUUCCACUUUCAAUUCUAUCCCAUGCAGAUGCUCAAUGUCGACGGCUUAGAGCAGAAGACUUGAUCUGGAAACUUAAUUUAUUAACUAUCUAUUGUGGCAAUAAUAACAUAUUAUGGCCUGGGCUUGCUGCGUGAUAAUAUAUAAUUGCUAGCUAAUUAAA
Molecule: messenger RNA, 1080 nt
Organism: Punica granatum (pomegranate)
Lineage: Eukaryota; Viridiplantae; Streptophyta; Magnoliopsida; Myrtales; Lythraceae
Source: RefSeq, a predicted model, not a curated record